Messenger RNA from Notolabrus celidotus (New Zealand spotty), 3118 nucleotides. Its product is annotated as protein FAM117A-like. The record is from RefSeq and is a predicted model, not a curated record. The transcript is spliced from 9 exons. Bases 454 to 1713 code for a protein of 419 amino acids. Lineage: Eukaryota; Metazoa; Chordata; Actinopteri; Labriformes; Labridae.
CUCGUGCGUGGUGGGGUAAGUGUUUGGAGUUUGCGUUGAAGUACUACGCGGAGGUGGAAAAUCACUCUGACCACCUCGAAACUUUCUGGGGCAUUAAAAACGCUCCAGCACGAAAAAACUACAAUGAAAUACACCACAGGGUUUCCUCAGAAGAAACAAGGGUUGGCGUUAAUGUGACUUUUUGAAGCUGGAGCUGCUUCCUUGUUCGACAACGGGGUGAAAUAUCUCAACAUCCUCACAAAGAAACUUUGCCUGCUAGGCUGCUAACCCGCACACAAGCCAGACAAAAAGUAUGACCACCGCCGAGGAAAUGAUCUCAAGCUGUCAGUAACGACUCAUAUGUCGAUGUAAAGCAGUGGAGGAAGGGUUACAGCUGGUAACUUAGCCACAGCGCCCCCAGAUCUCCACCAGACAGGACAUCCAUUUCUACCGUGUAGUCCCAGGUCUGGAGAGAUGUCGGGCCGAAGUGGAGUCAUACAGACCCGGGGAGCUGCUUUGGGUCCUCAGCCCCUCAAAGCUACUGUUCCUUAUCAGCUGUCCAGUAAACCUCGAGCCAACCGCAGAGAUGGAAAAUCAGCUAGAAAAUCCAAACCACAGCAGCUGAGCUCUGGCAUGAGGCGGACGGUAUCACUAGACGCCAUCAUCGGGCCAUACCUGCAGGGACACUGGCCGAAAGAUCCCGAAGACCAGAACAGUGUGUGUCGCAAGGACAAAUCCACCCAGACCCCAGACUCAUGGUUCGAUAACUCCCAGAGCAGAAGAGGCAGCAGCAGCCACAAACGAUCGGCAUCAUGGGGCAGCGCUGAGCAUCUGCAAGAGAUCGCUAAACUCAAACAACAGCUGCAGCAGCAGCGCAGCAAACCUGCCGUCUCAGGGGGGCAUGACAAAGACCGCCAGCGUGGCUAUCCUCAAGGGAGCUGUAGCCUAGGAACUACACAGACUCAGCCAAUCCCAAUUCCCCUCGCUCCCCUCGCUCCCCUCUCCGCGCUGGUCCCUCGACUGCGUUGUAGCAUAGAGGGCCUCAACCAGGAGCUGGAAGGCAUGUUCAUCUGCCAGCCUCCCCAUCCUCAGCCCAGGCUUCUUGAGGUUCCAGAUGGUCACAGGGCUCCUGUCCCCCCACAGAGCUGCAGCAGUGGAUCGCAGAGUGACCCCGCCACUACACCCCUGUCCUCUUCUUCCUCCUCCUCCUCACCCAGCUCCCCUCCUAUCUACAUCUCCACUUCCCCAACAAUCUCUGAGGAUGCACCCUCGGAGCUGCAGCAAGGUGUGACAGACAGCGCGGACAUGUGCCUCCUGUCUCCCUUCUCAUCCCAGAAUGAAGCUGACCUCUCCCUGCCCCUGCUGAUGUCGUCCUCUCCAGGGCCCAACAAGAGCUGCUGCUUCCAGAGAGAGCCUCCAGAAGGCUGUGAGAAAGUCCGAGUCUGGGAGGAAACCGGUGCUCCAUACCUGCUCAAACCGACCCUCAUCUCCUCCUGCCCAGACCCCAACAAGGUAAACUUCACCCCCCAUGGGGGCUCGGCCUUCUGUCCCGUCAGCCUCCUGAAGCCCAUGCUCCCCUCCUUGGACCUGCAGUUCCGCAGCCUCGCCCUCUCUCCGGCCGGCAGCUGCUCGAGCCAGGGAACCAGCCCUAGCAACCGAGGUGGUCACCCUGAUCCUUCUUCCACCACCUCUGCUGUGGUGGGAGAAAGUUCAGGGGAGGGCCUGGCAUUCUGACCUGAAUAGGAAAAUAGCGUAAUACAAAUAUUUCAGGGGGUCAGGGGUCGGUUAGUCGAUAAUGCUUUAUUUUAAGGAAGGACCAUUCCUUUUCCUUACAGGUCUAAAAAAAAGAAAAAAAGAGUAUAAGUAUCUCUGUGUGCUUUAUGGGCUGCUUGUUUUGGAUUUGUUGGCAUAGUGACAUUUAAUAAUAAGGCUGUUUUGGUUCUCUGACUUCACUAUCCAAAGAUGCUUUUAAGGCCAAACAGCAGUGGAGGACUUCUAACAUUUUACUCUUAUCUCUUUCAAUCACUGCACAUUUUCCCCAAAGAAGCCAUGACAAACACUUAUUUCUUGAUACAGCUAUUUUAAAACUCUAUCCAAAAUGUUCAGAGGCCAGGUCAAAUAAGAAAAACUGCAUGUUGAUAUGUUUUUUUUUAAGUAUUCAACUGUACUUACCUGAAAUUCACCUUUAGUUCUUUUUACCUAACCUAACCUACAAAGCAUGACAAAUCAGUUGGGUACCUGAUUAGAAAAAAAGACACAAUGAAUUAGAUUAUUGUAGACUGAAGGGAAUUUUCUAGAUGUUGAACUUGGGUAGCAUGAAUACCUAAAGGCUUCAGCUCAUGCAUUCCUGCUUCAAAAAGUUGUACAGCUGUUAUAAUUUUGUUGUCAUCUUGUUUACUUGUUUAAAAAAGUAAUUUCUGCAUGUUGAUGGAUACAAACCUGUUCUGCCUUGAUGUGUGCUUGUUCCUAUGUUAAUAGUUUUGAGGCUUCACAGCCUAGUCAACUACCUAACCAGUUUUAGUGGUGUAGAAUGUUUCCCUGAAGAUGUUUUCUUUCUUCUGCCGAGCUGACAAGUUCUAAUGUUCAGAUAGUUUUAUUUCUGGUAGACAUGUUUGCACAAAUUGAACUGCUACUUUUGAGUCGCAAUUCUUAUUUUUAUAUUCACUUUUUGUACUUUAAGAGUAGCUAUGUGUAUUUUCUACAUCCUUUUUCAAUUACCUGCAACAUAAGCUAAAAAAAAAAAAAGAACCUGUUGUAGUUUUGUUCUGUCAGUGUAAUCAAGGCAGGUGUUAGGUGAGAUACUGUAUCGGUGGAUUUUUAUGCACUUCCAGGAGAAGGUUUCUUCAAUACAUAAGUCCUGGCUUAUUGUCACUGACGGGAGUUUUGUUUGUAUGUGUGCACGUGGAUGGAAAGUUAUCUAGUCUGGUUAACGACUUCUCCUAGUUUUUGUAUCCUGGUGGAAACACUGAUGAAACAUGGACUUUUUUUCCAAAUAAGCCUCAUGUCAAUGUUUUAUGAAUCAGUGAGGAUGUCGAGGAUGUGCUGUUUCUCUCAGGUUCUGUGUUCUGUCCACAAAAAGAUAUGACUGAUAAUAUGUUGUGUUUGUGAUUUAUUAAACUAGACUGAAAUCUUCACUUCA